Ylistrum balloti is the source of this 882-nucleotide messenger RNA. Its product is annotated as tetraspanin-16-like. NCBI's taxonomy places the organism in Eukaryota, Metazoa, Mollusca, Bivalvia, Pectinida, Pectinidae. Gene Ontology annotation, cellular component: membrane. The record is from RefSeq and is a predicted model, not a curated record. The coding region runs from base 1 to 882 and encodes 293 amino acids. The transcript has 6 exons.
AUGGGAUGCUUCGCGACUUGUGGCAAAAUUCUGUUGGUGAUAGUGAACUUGUUUUUCCUGGUUAUUGGACUUGUUUUCUUCGUAGCUGGCUUUUUCUGUAAAUUUGGUAAUGAUACAUUGAAGACCUAUUACGACAGCGCCUUAACGAGUCUCUCCUCAAGUCUUUCCAGCUCAGGAUAUGACAGUGUGGACCUGUCCUCUUUUGAUAUCACAGAGAUAAUCGGGACACUCGGGAUUGCAUUGAUCGUGAUAGGGACAAUAUUACUGGUAAUUACGGUAUUCGGAUUUGUUGGCGCAUGCUGUAAGAUUCAGUGCAUGCUGAUUGGCUACUGCAUCCUUGUGUCGUUGAUUUUGAUUGGAGAAAUAAUUUUCAUUGGAAUCCUGUUUGGAAAUAAAACAUUGAUCACAGACGGAAUUAAGACUCCACUGAAAGCCUCCAUCCAGUCCGAUUACCAAGGACUUAACGGUACUAACGUCGUGUCACUGGCCUGGAACUUUGUACAUAUACAGGUGAAAUGCUGUGGCGUUGACAGUUACGAAGAUUUUACUGGUGCAGCACAAUGGUUAACGAAUUACCCAACAUACACUCUCGUGACGCCUCUCUCAUGCUGUAAAGAACUGCCAUCAUCUGCAGACUUCAGCUGUGCAGCAUCCCCAACCACUAGCAAUAACUAUAAAAACACAAGCUGUUUCGAUAGUAUCUGGGACUUGGUACUAGGCAAUAUUGGCCUGAUGGCAGGAAUAUUUGCAGGUUUGGGGCUUUUCCAGAUAAUGCUUGUUGUGUUUGGUAUCUGUUUGAUACUGGAUGGCCGAAAAAAUCGGGUUGGAAGUUCAACACCACGGAAUAGCCACAACCGCAACAGAAAGAGAUGGGACGAUUAG